AUGCUGAGACUGCCGCUGCAGGUGCGCCUGGUGGGCGGCACCAAUAGUUCGGGACGGGUGGAGCUGCGCUACAAGGGCGUCUGGGGCACUGCCUGUGAUGACGACUUCGACUCGGAGGAUGCUCAGGUGCUCUGCAGGAUGCUUGGCUUCGAGGGGGCGGCCGUUGUGCACCAGAACGCCAAGUUUGGACCGGGUACCGGCCAGAUCUGGCUCGACCAGGUCAACUGCAAGGGAACAGAGAAGAGUGUCGAUGAGUGCUACCAUCUGCCCUGGGGUCAGAGUAACUGCGCUCACGAGGAAGACGUGGGCAUCAGCUGCCACGCCAGUCCUACCUCCACCAAUAAGGUGGCAAGACCGACUGACCGUCCUGUGCUGAACAAUACGCUGCCGGCGUGGUGCGGCCGGCGAGUUGUCCCAGACACGCCGAUCGUACCUCUGGACCAGAACCCGAAGAUCGUCUCCGGGAAGACAACCGAGCCCGGCUCCCCCCGUGGAUUGGUGGGGGUGCGGAUCAGAGCCGGCGCCGAGACGGCGCACUGGUGCGGCGCCGUGAUCGUCUCCGAGUAUCACAUCAUCUCGGCCGCCCACUGCCUACUCGACUACCCGCAGCAGGUGUACGUGCUCCGCGUCGGAGACUAUGACAACCAGGUUGAAGAUUCGGGAGGAGGAAGAGUUCACCAUCGAGAGAAUGUAUCCUCAUCCGGAAUUCAACAAGGGCACCUACCUGAGCAAUGAUAUUGUCAUCAUCAGGGUCAAGGUAA
Molecule: messenger RNA, 761 nt
Organism: Pollicipes pollicipes
Lineage: Eukaryota; Metazoa; Arthropoda; Thecostraca; Pollicipedomorpha; Pollicipedidae
Product: neurotrypsin-like
Exons: 7
Coding region: 1-735 (244 amino acids)
Biological process (GO): cell-cell junction maintenance; proteolysis
Cellular component (GO): membrane
Molecular function (GO): serine-type endopeptidase activity
Source: RefSeq, a predicted model, not a curated record